Molecule: messenger RNA, 2840 nt
Organism: Entelurus aequoreus (snake pipefish)
Lineage: Eukaryota; Metazoa; Chordata; Actinopteri; Syngnathiformes; Syngnathidae
Exons: 2
Coding region: 1-2742 (913 amino acids)
Biological process (GO): DNA integration
Molecular function (GO): nucleic acid binding
Source: RefSeq, a predicted model, not a curated record
AUGCAAUCAAUGCUCCAGGCUGGAGGCUUCUUCCUCAAACCAUGGGUCAGGUCAGGGCAAAGUGGGAGGAAAGAAACUGAAGCGGAUGUCCUAAAGCCAGAGCAAGGAAACACCUUGAUUCUUCCAAACCAAAUAAGAGAAGGAGAGAACAAAGCCCUGGGCAUCGGCUACCAGGUGGACAAAGACAAACUGUACAUGCUGACGGCGGUUAACUUUUCCAAUAGGAAGAAAAAGAUGAGAGUUGGCAAAGAUCUCCUUGAAGAGGAGGUGAGAGCUGAAACGCCUAACCCACUGACGAGGAGAGCUCUCCUAAGCCAAGUUGCUGCACUGUACGACCCAAUCGGCCUAGUUGCACCGGUCAAGCAGAAGGGAGCAAUUCUCGUCCGUAAAGCAUUCCAAGAAGGAGGGGGUGGCAAGCUGACCCAAGAAACCUGGGAUCAACCUCUUUCAGAAAGACUCAGGGAAGAAGCCAUACAGCUCUUCGAGGAAUAUGCCCAGCUUGGACAGGUGAAAUUCCACAGGAGCCUCACACCGCCCGACUGGAAAGGGAAACCCUACGGCAUCACAUUUUCUGACGGAAGUGACAAAACCUAUGGUGCUGUGAUGUACGUCAGAUGGGAGACAAGUCACGGAACUGAAGUUCGAUUCGUGGAAGCAAAGGCCAAACUGACACCCCUGGACCAAAAGGGAGAUGCUGUAAAAGCAGAAAUCUGUGGCGCAGUCUUUGCUGCCAGAAUUCGGAAGUACGUGGAGAAACAUGCCCGUAUGAAGAUUGAGAAAUGGUUCCACCUACUGGACAGUCAAACAGUCCUCGGGGCCAUCCAACGAGAAUCAUACGGAUACCAAACCUUCUUCGCCAACAGAGUGGGCGAAAUCCAGAUGUCCGGGCCAGUGCAAGACUGGUGGUGGAUCAGAGGAGAUCUGAACAUUGCUGACUUAAUAACAAGAGGAGGCAAUCCCAAAGACUUAAAUGAGGAAUCCACAUGGCAAAACGGACCAGAGUUCCUGAAGUGGCCAGUGGAGGAGUGGCCUAUUCAGUCAGCUGGAGAAGUUGCAGCCCAGGCCAGGGAGAGUGUAAACAAGCUUCAAAGAAAGGCAUUCUCUGCUGCACUGACCAGAGCUCAAGCUAAGAUGAGUCGGAAAAAAGAAGACCCACUGGCCACUCCGGAAAAGGAAAGUCCCUGUGAAGAAUCGAAACCUAUUAUGCCAAGAAGAAAACCCACUAGCUGGGUGAAACAUCUUGUGGAUGUAAAAAGGUUCAGUAGCCUGACAAAACUGAUCAGAGUUGUUGCCUGGACACGACGAGCUGCCGAGCAGUGGCUGAAGAGGAGGUCGAACCCAGGACAACCAAAGUGGGAGGCAACACCCAAGCAGGCUGGAUUGGCUGGCACUGAACUAGAAGGUGCACGUGAAGACGUCUUCCUCGCAGCUCAAGAAGGGAGGAUCCAGAUAUUUAACGAAGAUGAGACAGCCGUGCCAGUCUUGCCAUUUGAAGCAUGGGUGUCAACAUUGCUGGCACAAGAAUCCCAUGACGCUAACCACGAGGGGGUAGCAGGAACCCUUCUACGGAUGAGGAAGACAGCGUGGAUAAUAAAGGGCCGGAGAAUUGCCAAGAAAGUAGUUGACAGCUGCAUAGUUUGCAGAAAGAACAGAGCAAAGAAGUGUCAACAAAUCAUGGCAGACUUACCUCCAGAGCGAACCACCCCAGCUGCUCCUUUUGAAUUCACAACCAUGGACCUAUUCGGCCCUUAUGAAGUGAAGGAUGAAGUCAAGAAAAGAACCAGACUGAAAGUGUGGGGAAUCGUCUUCAGUUGCAUGGCCUCCCGUGCCAUACACACUGAACUAGUGAGUGACCAGUCAUCCCAAGGCUUCCUCCUCGCCUAUCAGAGGUUCACGUCACUCAGAGGACAUCCCAGGAAGCUCUGGUCAGACCCCGGCACAAAUUUUGUGGGCGCCAAACCUGCUCUGGAACAGCUGUACACAUUCCUUGACCGACUGGACAAGUCUCAAGUCGAAGACAUGGCUGCCAACCAUGGAACAGAAUGGUCCUGGAAGAUCCACCCUGCGGAUUCUCCCCACAGAAAUGGUGCUGCAGAAGCGGCUGUCAGAGUGGUCAAACGGGCCCUGACCAAUGUCGGCGGAGAUGGUGUCUUCACCUGGGGUGAAUUUCAAACCUUCCUCUACAUGGCUGCCAACCUUGCAAAUGAGCGACCAAUCGAUGCAAGAACUCAAAGCAGGGAAGACUGUGUGGAAUACAUCACCCCGAACUCUCUGCUCCUAGGGCGUGCCAACCCUAAGGGAGAUCCUGGAGACUUCCAGUUUGAUCGCUAUCCUUAUAAAAGACUGCAAGUAAUUCAAGCUGAAGUCACCAAAUUCUGGAAGAAAUGGAGCCAACUAGCUGGACCCAACCUCUUCAUAAGAAACACAUGGCACACCAAAGAGCGAAAUGUUUCUGUCGGAGAUGUGGUCUGGUUGGCUGACCAAAAUGCCCUGAGAGGACAGUACAAGCUGGCCAGAGUAGUCAGAGCCAAUACGGACAGCAAAGGCAUCGUAAGAGACGUGCUUGUGAGGACCUUUCCCAGCUAUCCUGUCCCCAUCAAGAAGACAAGCGACAAAGAAAAACCGACCACGAAAACCAAGAGGCUCAGACAUCAAAUCCCAGCAACAAUCCUGCAUAGGGAUGUCAGACGCCUCAUCAUUCUAAUUCCCAUUGAAGAACAAAGGAAAGAAGGACCUGUGUGACCCCAUUGGGUUUUGAAAACCAUGAGGGCCAAGUGGGAGGUGUGGAGUUGAAACUCAGUGUGAAUGAAGUGUCCCUGCCCUGGAAGUAAGGAGCUGUC